Molecule: messenger RNA, 670 nt
Organism: Aspergillus pseudonomiae
Lineage: Eukaryota; Fungi; Ascomycota; Eurotiomycetes; Eurotiales; Aspergillaceae
Exons: 1
Coding region: 118-570 (150 amino acids)
Source: RefSeq, a predicted model, not a curated record
GCGUCCAGGAUGUCUACGGAGUACGGAGUAUGGAGUAUCGAACUAGUGAAGGCGCCUCACGGACAAAGAUUCCCCACGCCAUCCGAUGCGACAUGAGCGCUGGCACGUACAGCUGACAUGUCAGCCGAAAACAUCCCGGCAGAAGGCGAAACAAGCCCGAGCCGUUGUGGAAAAGGGAAAGACAAUAGAGAAAAGAUUGUGCAGACGAAAAAAUUUUCGAUAUUGGUCAUAUUAAUUGUGCCGACCGUGACCGAUUGCGCCAAGAUUGGGGCGAUUGCGCUUGGCGCCCUGUGGCGAGCCUGUGAGAAGGACGAGUCUGUGAAGCCGAUGGACUACUACGUCUUGGCACUAGCUUUGGCGAGUGAAGCAAUGUGGCUUAAUAAUUCUGCCUUUUCCCCCCGGUGCUUGAGUGUGCUUGAGUGCAUUGGAAGUCUUGGGGACUCCCACAACGGUCGAGGACAGUAUCUUGGCGACGUGGAGUAUAUGGAAUCAGACACACUGAGAUUACGCCAAGAAAGUGGAGGACUGGAAAUGCCUCACGGAUACCACGCUGGAGAGUCACCUGGAUAGGAAAUUUUUUCUGUCGAGCUGUCGCUGUUAGGCAAGGACCUGUUGGCAUUUAUUUUUCCGACGACUCACAGGCCGGCUUGGCACAUCGACGAGGCGACCU